Ilex paraguariensis (yerba mate) is the source of this 1074-nucleotide messenger RNA. The record is from the annotation of a GenBank genome assembly. Lineage: Eukaryota; Viridiplantae; Streptophyta; Magnoliopsida; Aquifoliales; Aquifoliaceae.
AUGAAUGUGAGAGUAGAGAGCUCAAGGAUCAUUAAACCCUCUUACCAAGGCUUUCCUCCCCCAACCACAAUCCACAUUCCCCUAAGUGUCUUCGAUAAGGUCACUUUCGUUACCCAUGUAGCACUAAUCUAUGCCUAUCGUUCCCCAAACCCACCAAAUAUAACCCUAGAGCUAGGGCUUCAAAAAGCCUUAUCAGUCUACAGAGAGUGGGCUGGAAGGUUUGGUGAAGACAAUAAUGGUGGUCCUGUCAUUCUUCUCAAUGAUGAAGGCAUGAGGUUUGUGGAGACAUCGGUUGAUAGCACUCUUGAUCAAGCCAUGCCAUUAAAACCUUCAGAAUCUUUAUUAAGCCUUCUCCCAAGCUUAAAAGGAGUGGUAGAAUUAGUCCAAGUUCAGUUCACAAGGUUCACUUGUGGCUCAUUGGUGCUGGGCUUCACAACACACCACCGUGUGGCUGAUGGGCAUUUCAUAAGCAAUUUCUUGUUUCUCGCUAAGCUUAAGGCCAGAACUUAUUUAAUGAAUGGUGCUAACAAGCCCUAUAACACUUUUGAGAGCCAUGUUGCUCAUCUGUGGAGAGCCAUCACAAAGGCACGUGCCUUAAGUGGGUUUGAAACCACCCACAUAAGAAUCGCAGUCAAUGGCUGCACACGAUUGAACCCUAGAGUACUCGAUGAGUACUUUGGUAACCUUGUGCUCUGGAUAUUCCCAUGCGCCAAGGUGAUGAACCUUUUGGGGGAGCCAUUGCCCUAUGCUACGAAGCUCAUCCACGACGCAGUGGCAAAGGUGAACAACAAUUACUUCAAAUCAUUCAUCGACUUUGCAAGCUACAAGGUGGAAGAAGAAGAUCUCAUUACCACGACUGAUGCGGAUGCUCCUGUUCUAUGCCCUAACUUGGAGGUGAAUUGUUUGAUAAGGCUUCCAUUUUAUGACCUAGACUUUGGAGAAGGACGUCCUUACAUUUCCAUGCCAUCUUAUACCCCAAUCGAGGGCUUCUUGUUUCUUCAGCAAAUUUGGGACAACUUGAUCACCUUAGAGCAAAUUUGCUACUCUAUAGAGUUGUUUGGACCUAAAAUAUAA